This is a messenger RNA of Carlito syrichta (Philippine tarsier), 4298 nucleotides long. It is a transcript of the gene COL4A5, whose product is annotated as collagen type IV alpha 5 chain. The transcript is spliced from 44 exons. The annotation marks the transcript as partial. Gene Ontology annotation, cellular component: basement membrane. The record is from RefSeq and is a predicted model, not a curated record. Lineage: Eukaryota; Metazoa; Chordata; Mammalia; Primates; Tarsiidae.
GUGGGGAGGGGGGCCGUGCGGGGGAAAGAGAGGGAGGAAAGUAGAUCUGUAGGACUUGAGUGAGGAAAAAGUUUGCAAGUCUGGACAGAAGGGAAAAGUACUCCCGAGAGACCGGCUUUGGGGAGGGGAGGGGGGAGGGAAAGAACAGCUUCUUUUUUGUUUUUCUUCCACUCUUAAAAAGCUUCUUUCUCUUCACCCAAGUCGACCGGCACAAUUGGGACACCCUCACUGUCCCUCUCUGGCUCUAGCUCUCUCCCUAUAAACCCUCAAGAUUAUGUCAAUUGGUCAGAGUCAGCCGGGGAUUUCGUGCGGGUGCUGAAGAAGCUGCGGGAGCCGAAGAAGAAUGAAACUGCGUGGAGUCAGCCUGGCUGCCUGCUUGUUCUUACUGGCCCUGAGUCUUUGGGGGCAGCCUGCAGAGGCUGCGGCUUGCUAUGGGUGUUCUCCAGGAUCAAAGUGUGACUGUAGUGGUAUAAAAGGGGAAAAGGGAGAGAGGGGGUUUCCAGGUUUGGAAGGCCAUCCAGGUUUGCCUGGAUUUCCUGGUCCAGAAGGGCCUCCAGGACCUCGGGGACAAAAGGGUGAUGAUGGGAUUCCAGGGCCACCAGGACCAAAAGGAAUCAGAGGUCCUCCUGGACUUCCUGGAUUUCCAGGGACACCAGGUCUUCCUGGAAUGCCAGGCCAUGAUGGGGCCCCAGGACCUCAAGGAAUCCCUGGAUGCAAUGGAACCAAGGGAGAACGUGGAUUCCCAGGCAGCCCGGGUUUUCCUGGUUUACAGGGUCCUCCAGGACCUCCUGGGAUCCCAGGUAUGAAGGGGGAACCAGGUAGUAUAAUUAUGUCACCACUGCCGGGACCAAAGGGUAGUCCAGGAUAUCCAGGUCCUCCUGGAAUACAAGGCCCACCUGGUCCCACUGGUAUACCAGGGCCAAUGGGUCCCCCAGGACCACCAGGUUUGAUGGGCCCUCCUGGUCCACCAGGACUUCCAGGACCAAAGGGUAAUAUGGGCUUAAACUUCCAGGGACCAAAGGGUGAAAAGGGUGAACAAGGUCUUCAAGGCCCACCUGGGCCACCUGGACAGAUCAGUGAGCAGAAAAGACCAAUUGACGUAGAGUUUCAGAAAGGAGAUCAGGGACUUCCUGGUGACCAAGGGCCUCCUGGACCUCCAGGGAUACGUGGUCCUCCAGGUCCUCCAGGUGGUGUGAAAGGUGAGAAGGGCGAGCAAGGAGAGCCAGGCAAAAGAGGUAAACCAGGCAAAGAUGGAGAGAAUGGCCAACCUGGAAUUCCAGGUUUGCCUGGUGAUCCUGGUUACCUGGGUGAACCUGGAAGGGAUGGUGAAAAAGGCCAAAAAGGUGACACUGGCCCUACUGGACCUCCUGGACUUGUAAUUCCUAGACCUGGGACUGGCAUAACUGUAGGAGAAAAAGGAAACAUUGGUUUACCUGGUUUGCCUGGAGAAAAAGGAGAGCAAGGAUUUCCUGGAAUUCAGGGUCCACCAGGCCUUCCUGGACCUCCAGGGCCUGCAGUUAUGGGUCCUCCUGGUCCCCCUGGAUUUCCUGGCGAAAGGGGUCAGAAAGGUGACGAAGGCCCACCCGGAAUUUCCAUCCCUGGAUCUCCUGGACUUGAUGGACAGCCUGGGGCUCCUGGCCUUUCAGGGCCUCCUGGCCCUCCUGGCUCUCGCAUGCCUCCCAGUGAUGAGAUAUGUGAAGCAGGUCCUCCUGGCCCUCCAGGAGCUCCAGGUGAUAAAGGACUCCAAGGAGAACAAGGAGUGAAAGGUGACAAAGGGGACACCUGCUUCAACUGUAUUGGAACUGGUAUUUCAGGGCCUCCAGGUCAACCUGGUUUGCCAGGUCUUCCAGGUCCUCCAGGAUCUCUUGGUUUCCCUGGACAGAAGGGUGAAAAAGGGCAAGCUGGUGCAACUGGUCCCAAGGGAUUACCGGGCAUACCAGGAGCUCCAGGAGCUCCAGGAUUUCCUGGAUCUAAAGGUGAUCCUGGUGACAUCCUCACUUUUCCAGGAAUGAAGGGUGACAAAGGAGAGUUGGGUACCCCUGGAGCUCCAGGACUUCCUGGUUUACCUGGCACCCCUGGACAGGAUGGAUUGCCAGGGCUUCCUGGCCCUAAAGGAGAACCUGGUGGAAUUGCUUUUAAGGGUGAAAGAGGUCCCCCUGGGAACCCAGGUUUACCAGGCCUCCCAGGGAAUACAGGGCCUAUGGGCCCUCCUGGUUUUGGCUCUCCAGGCCCAAUAGGUGAAAAGGGCAUACAAGGUGUGGCAGGAAAUCCAGGCCAGCCAGGAAUACCAGGUCCUAAAGGUGAUCCAGGUCAGACCAUAACCCAGCCAGGGAACCCCGGCCUGCCUGGUAACCCAGGCAGAGAUGGUGAAGUAGGUCUUCCAGGUGACCCUGGACUCCCAGGCCAACCAGGCUUACCAGGUAUACCUGGUAGCAAAGGAGAACCAGGUAUUCCUGGAAUUGGGCUUCCUGGACCACCUGGUCCCAAAGGUUUCCCUGGAAUUCCAGGACCUUCAGGACCACCUGGGACCCCUGGAAGAAUUGGACUAGAAGGUUCUCCUGGGCCACCUGGCUUUCCAGGACCAAAGGGAGAGCCAGGAUUUGGAUUGCCUGGGCCACCUGGGCCACCAGGACUUCCAGGUUUCAAAGGAACACUUGGUCCAAAAGGUGAUCGUGGUUUCCCAGGACCUCCAGGUCCUCCAGGACGCACUGGCUUGGAUGGGCUUCCUGGACCAAAAGGUGAUGUUGGACCAAGUGGACAACCUGGAUCAAUGGGACCUCCUGGGCUGCCAGGAAUAGGUGUUCAGGGACCACCAGGACCACCAGGGAUUCCUGGACCAAUAGGCCAACCUGGUUUACAUGGACUGCCAGGAGAGAAGGGGGAUCUGGGACCUCCUGGGUUUGAUGUUCCAGGACCCUCUGGUGAAAGAGGCAGUCCAGGGAUCCCUGGAACACCUGGUCCUUUGGGACCUCCAGGAUCACCAGGGCUCCCAGGAAAAGCAGGUGUCUCAGGAUUUCCAGGUGCCAAAGGUGAAAUGGGUAUGAUGGGACCUCCAGGCCCACAAGGACCUUUGGGAAUUCCUGGCAGGAGUGGUGUUCCUGGUCUUAAAGGUGAUGACGGCUUGCAGGGUCAGCCAGGACUUCCCGGCCCUGCAGGAGAGAAAGGUGGUAAAGGAGAGCCUGGCCUGCCAGGCCCUCCUGGACCAAUAGAUCCAAGUCUUCUGGGCUCAAAAGGAGAGAAGGGGGAACCUGGCUUACCAGGCAUUCCUGGAGUUCCAGGGUCAAAAGGUUUCCAGGGUUUGCCUGGAGACCCAGGACAACCUGGCCUGAGUGGACAACCUGGCUUAUCAGGACCACCAGGUCCUAAGGGUAACCCUGGUCUCCCUGGGCAGCCAGGACUUAUAGGACCUCCUGGACUUAAAGGAACCAUGGGUGAUAUGGGUUUUCCAGGCCCUCAGGGUGUAGAAGGACCCCCUGGGCCUCCUGGAGCUCCUGGACAACCUGGCUCCCCAGGAUUACCUGGACAGAAAGGAGACAAAGGUGAUCCUGGUGUUUCAAGCAUUGGUCUUCCAGGUCUUCCUGGCCCAAAGGGUGAACCCGGUCUGCCUGGAUACCCAGGGAACCCUGGUAUCAAAGGUUCUGUAGGAGAUACUGGUUUGCCUGGAUUACCAGGAAGCCCUGGAGCAAAAGGACAACCAGGCCUUCCUGGAUUCCCAGGACCCCCAGGACCUCCUGGACCAAAAGGUAUUAAUGGCCCUCCUGGGAACCCUGGCCUUCCAGGAGAACCUGGUCCUAUAGGUGGUGGAGGUCGUCCUGGGCCACCAGGGUCUCCUGGUGAAAAAGGUAAACCAGGUCAAGAUGGUAUUCCUGGCCCAGCUGGACAGAAGGGUGAACCAGGUCAACCAGGCUUUGGAAUCCCAGGACCUCCUGGACUCCCAGGACUUUCUGGUCAAAAGGGUGAUGGAGGAUUACCUGGCAUGCCAGGAAACCCUGGCCUUCCAGGCCCAAAGGGUGAAUCAGGCUCUCACGGUUUCCCUGGUGUGCAGGGUCCCCCAGGCCCUCCUGGUUCUCCAGGUCCAGCUCUGGAAGGGCCAAAAGGCAGCCCUGGGCCCCAAGGUCCUCCUGGGAGGCCAGGUCCUACAGGUUUUCAAGGUCUACCAGGUCCAGAAGGUCCCCGAGGUCUCCCUGGAAAUGGAGGUACUAAAGGAGAGAAGGGAAACCCAGGCCCACCUGGGCAACCUGGCUUGCCUGGUUUGAAAGGAGAUCAAGGACCACCAGGACUCCCGGUAGGAAAUGGGA